Lasiosphaeria miniovina is the source of this 585-nucleotide messenger RNA. RefSeq lists its product as uncharacterized. The coding region runs from base 1 to 585 and encodes 194 amino acids. The transcript is spliced from 2 exons. The record is from RefSeq and is a predicted model, not a curated record. NCBI's taxonomy places the organism in Eukaryota, Fungi, Ascomycota, Sordariomycetes, Sordariales, Lasiosphaeriaceae.
AUGCUCGCCAAGCUCUCUGCACUCCUCGCGGCAGCCGCCGGCUCGGCAUCGGCCAUCGGCAUCAGCAUCGACACAAACCGGGUGGCUUACUGGCCGAUGGCGGUGGACUGCAACAACAUCUGCGUGCGCGUGUCCUACUCCGGGCGGUCGCUGAACCUGCUGCGCGUCGACCAGUCGGGCGGCGCCUACGACAUCUCGUACGACGCCUGGAACACGCUCGUCUCGGGCCAGCCGGCGACCGUGCAUCCCGUCACGGGGGGGUCUGUUGCUAUGGACUACGACACGGUGCCGGCCGACCAGUGCGCCUCGCUGCUGCACACGGGCGCCCUGCCGCUCAGCGCUGCUAAUAGCAUGAACUUCUUGUUCGGCUGCCUCGCCCGACCGAGCAGCUGGGUCGCCAACCACUACCAGCUGUACAACAUUGCCAAUGCCGACUGCACGUUUGGGCACGAUGAGCAAUGCACCCUCCCCUCCGGCCAGAACCAAGCCACUUGUCCCCAUCAGCUCGGCGCCACCUCCCCGCUCGUCGGCGACACUGUCUACAACGUCCAGUACGGCACCGGUGCGCUGAUACCGGCUCCGUAG